Messenger RNA from Aureococcus anophagefferens, 2031 nucleotides. RefSeq lists its product as hypothetical. The coding region runs from base 1 to 2031 and encodes 676 amino acids. The transcript is spliced from 10 exons. The record is from RefSeq and is a predicted model, not a curated record. Lineage: Eukaryota; Pelagophyceae; Pelagomonadales; Pelagomonadaceae.
AUGUGCUUUAGAUCUGCUACUGAAUGCGCGGCACUAGGGUGCCGCGGUAGCAAUUACCCUACAUUUAAGAAAGCCUCGAACGCAAGAACUGUUGGCUUGGGCAAAAAUAAAUUGCCGCGCUCUAUUCAUGUCUCUCUCCCAGCAAACAUAACAGGGCUCUCACUUACCUCAAUACUGGACAACGAUCGAAUAAAGGCUCCCCGGGGCUACCACAAGCAGCAAAAAGCUCGCCAGAUGAAGCGCUUUGCAGACCUUGCCCUCAUGAGUUGCUGUCCUUUGGAGGCAGCAAUUCACGCGACCCAAGCAAUCACAGAGCUCAGAGCUGCAAAUGAUCCUCAAUGGUAUGCAGGUCUGACGCAGAUUUGUAUGGAGGUGCCAUAUUUUGCUGUCGAGAUCACAGGCACUGCCUGUGAGAAUCAAACCACCGAGGAGAAGUUGGAAGUAUCUGCUUGUGCGUGCGAGGCAUUGGAUGAACUACUAAAAUAUCCAAUACAUUUGGCACCUCUUGCUGCGGUAUGUGCCCUUCGCUACCAAAGCCCUAAUUUGAUUUUUCUGCGCUUGAUAGGAACUUGUACUAAAAAUGUUCCGAUGGUCCAUACUUUUGAUGCUGUAGGACGUGGCCAUGUGGCUGCAGCAGGCUCCAUUAUUUAUUCUCGCGAGUGCGGCAACUUCGAUGGUGCGACAGCGCUCCUCUCUUUGAUCUGCAGUAUGGCAAAUGCAUGGGAUCUUGGAGUCUCUCGUCGACAGGGAAGUGGGAGAGACAGCCGCUCUGCUUGCUGGAGUCGCGUGCAACUGGCGGCCUUAAAACUUCUUAUGCAAAGCGCUGACAAAUGCAACUUGCACGAGCUUCGGGUCGAAGCACAGACACAAUCUUUGUGGUUAUCUGACAUGCCAGUAUCACGCCCGGAGUCGGAGACAUCUAGCAGCUUAUUUCAUUCAGGUGAACGUCACGCUACAGUGGUUUGCAUCAAGAAUCCAUUGAAGAUUAGAAUCGUUCUGGUCUCUGCGCACCUUGAUUUCUGUGGCAUGGAGUGUGUGGCACACCAUCAUUGUUUCAAGGGUCUGGUGCUUGCGGUAGGCGAAACUGUAUCGCUUUCACUCGAUGCGUCACCGCUUCAGAGUGAAUAUGACAUCGAGUUGCGAGGCGUCGAUCUGCUCUUGAUGGACGUUACACCCUCCAUUGCGCAACAAGCGGCGAAGAUACAGAUCAAUGCCAAAAGCGCCGGGCAGAAAACAAAGUUGAGUAACGUACGGCGCGUUGUUUCUCCGCAGCCUAGGCCGACUGUUGCUAUCUCAUUCAAAAAGACUAUGGCUGGUAGUCAAGAGCCACCUGCCAGCUACAUGCCUCACAUAGCAGCUGGGUCUUCGACGAUCCGGCCUGGGGAACGGGCGACUCUUCAUGUAGUUGUGAACAACUUGAGCGACAUCCACAUCGACAAGUUGGAGAUCUGGGCUGCACCUUAUCGUCCUGGCGAGCACGUGCGAUCUCUCCUUUUUUGUCACCCUGCUGAACCACAGUUUGGCGCGUCAGAUGAGGUCUUAGAAGGCUGUCAUCUUCCACUAUCGCCAUUCUUGACCUUCGAGCCUGACGAGCAGGAUAGCCUAAGACAACAGCUCGAGGGGCAUCCAAGAUACUUACACGCUUCCAUCCAGCUGCAGGAUCACUUUUCGCGGGGAUUCCUCGGUGGGCAGAUUCAGUGCACAAUAAGCUCUGGCGGUUUCACCCGGAAUACCUCGGGCACAUUCGCGUUGACUAAGAAUUUGGGCCUUGUUUGUACGAAAAUUGAUUCUGAGAUUGAACACUCUUAUUAUCACUUUCGCAAUGAUGCUGCAAUUCCGUUUCAGGUUGGACAACUUGGCACCGAUGUGUGGUACUAUAUCCGUUCAGGGGCACAUAAUACGAGACUCAAACUGCUUUCAUUGGGCACACUUCACUGGCGUGUUGAAGGAGCACAACGGCCAGAGUUCGAUGGCUUCGGGUAUCUAGCGAGACCCAAGUCGCGUCUUCUGCCCAGGAACAUGCCCGCCUAG